Messenger RNA from Cucurbita pepo subsp. pepo (vegetable marrow), 1297 nucleotides. NCBI's taxonomy places the organism in Eukaryota, Viridiplantae, Streptophyta, Magnoliopsida, Cucurbitales, Cucurbitaceae. The record is from RefSeq and is a predicted model, not a curated record.
UUUUUUUUUCGUUUUUUUAACUCAUCUAGAAGCUGUAUUGUCCUUGCAUGAUAUCUUUGCUUAGCACUUGAAACUUGACAGCUAAUUUGUUUUCUCUGGCACAUGACACACUUGCCAGGUUUCCGUCAAUUGCAAAAACAAAUAAACUGAGCAAAUCUGAAAUGACUCCAGCUAAAGGUUCUUUGGUAUCUGGAAAAGUAUAUCCCAAUACCGAUACUCCUGCACAGCCUCAAUCUGAAAUUGACGUGCAACUCUCGGCAAAAUUGUAUUCUUCUUUGCGAAUGCUUCGAACUAAUCUUGUUAAAGAGGCUGCAGAUGGUGUUAUGGCAUAUCAUAUAUUUGGAAAUGCCACAUUGCAGCAAAUAAGCCGAAGAGUUCCCAGAUCAAAAGAAGAAUUACUUGAUAUCAACGGCAUUGGAAAGGCUAAGGUAAGCAAGUAUGGAGACCGUAUUCUGGAAACCAUAGAAUCUACCAUCAAGGAAUUCUAUGGGACCGAGAAAAAUGGAAGCAACAGUAAUGACAGUAACGAUUCUGUAAAGAGACGAAGAGAUGAAUAUAAAGAUGCAGAUGAAUAUUUUGAGGACGACAACGCCACCAAAAGCUUUGAUAGAUCAAAGAAGAGGGCAACAAAAACUCAGAACAAAGUUCCCAAGAUUCAUAAUUCUUCGAAGCCAGUACAUACGGAUCAAUUUGUUGACAGUGAACUGGAUUUUGAUGACAGUUACUAUGAAGUUCGUGACUUGGAGGCUAAGGAUAACCAGGGUCAUCGUGAUGAUGGAAGAGUGUUACCUUCAUGGUCAUAACACAAAUUCUGGUUGGUACCUGUAUGCUUUCAGAUGAAAACUUUAUCAUUGCUCACGAUAUUCAAAAUUGUAUAUAGCUAAAGGUAGCGACCGUCUUGGACAAGACGAAGAGGGUGUUGACUUAUCCAAAUGGUACUUCAAAUUUGGAACAGGCGACGAGAAAUCAAAAUGGAAACCUUUCGAACUAUUUUGCUAGGUCAGUCAUUCAAGGAGUCGAGACUCGAGCCCUUUAAAGACCGUAAAAGUUCAAUAGGGCCUCAACAAAUGUCCCCAAGAUUUUGUAAUCACUUACUCAGGUGAUUGAGGCUAAAGUGAUAUUUUAUAUUUGACUUAUAAAUUCUUAUGUUUAUCUACUUUUGUUACAUUGAUCUCAAGGAUGUAAAUAUGAUUUACAGAGAAUCAAUCCACCAUGUCUUGUAUUUUAUUGGAACAGGUUUGAUAUUAUUAUUGUAGUUCUGGUUAUAAUAUGCUUCAAUGUAUGAGCUCUUUGUUCU